Cutaneotrichosporon cavernicola is the source of this 738-nucleotide messenger RNA. RefSeq lists its product as uncharacterized. The transcript is spliced from 4 exons. Lineage: Eukaryota; Fungi; Basidiomycota; Tremellomycetes; Trichosporonales; Trichosporonaceae. The coding region runs from base 1 to 738 and encodes 245 amino acids. The record is from RefSeq and is a predicted model, not a curated record.
AUGGGGCCUAAAGCACCAGUCUGCGGCGUCUGCGCCCAGCCAUCGAAAUACCGCUGCUCAGUGUGCCCAGUACGAUACUGCUCAGUAGCGUGUUACAAGACACAUAAGGAGAGUUGUAUAGCUACGUCAGAGACUGGGCCGGCGCCAUCUCUUGAACCACCAGAUGUCCAGCCAACUGAGCCAGCUGAGCCAGUCGAGCCGACUACAGAGGAGCAGCCCGACUUCAAGCCUCUCAAGCCCCUCACAUCGCUCAAGUGGCCGCCUGAACCUGACGCGAUGAUCUUCUCGGACCCUCUGAAGCGGGACGACCCGAAGCCUCUCCGUACCACAGAGCUGGAACGUAUUGCGACAUCCCAGCCUCUCCGCGACCUCCUGGCCGAGGAGAAGCUUACGCGUAUCCUCUCCGCAUUGGAUGCUAUGCCGAGCAAGGCGAGGCAUGAUGCCCUAGCCCGCUUAUUGGGUGUUGAUGCUGAUAGCCUCGCGCGUCCCGCUGCGGCCGCGACGCUCGAUCGCGGGUCUCCGCCGCCGCUUGGUGACCUUCUCACGGCUGCGGCGAAUCCACAGGAGAGGAAAGAGGAAUGGGGUGCGGACGGGUGGUGGCUUGGACACUCUCCACGUGUAUGGAUUGGCGAGGAGGAGAGGCAGCUCGUCAAACUAUGGGCUGGGGUUGUCGUGCGUGAGAUCGAUGGCGAGAGCGACGGCGCUUGGGGGAGCGGUAACCUCGAAUGGGUGGUCUAG